GUGCGGUGAUCGCCGGUGCGCUGUGUCCCUCGGACACAGCGGAUCACGGGAAAAAGCCGAAGAUGUCGGCUCGGUCAUGUGAUCAGCUGUGUCCAAUCACAGCUGAUCACAUGCACUGAUGAUCAGUGUGGCCCCAGAAGUGCCACCUGUCAGUGCUCAUCAGUGCCACAUCAAUGCCUCAUAUCAGUGCAUACUAGUGCACAUCAAUGCCACAUAUCAGUGCCCAUCUGAGCUGCCUUUCAAUGUCACCUAUCAAUGCCAAUCAGUGCCACCUAUCAGUGCUGCCAGUCAGUGUCGCUUGCAGUGCCAGUCAGUGCUGCCUAACAGUGCCAGUCAGUGCCGCCUUUCAGUGCCAUGUAUCAGCAGCGCAGUGCCCAUCAGU
Staurois parvus is the source of this 382-nucleotide messenger RNA. NCBI's taxonomy places the organism in Eukaryota, Metazoa, Chordata, Amphibia, Anura, Ranidae. The record is from the annotation of a GenBank genome assembly.